CUGGGAUCUUUGCUUCGUGCUGCGUGUUCACCUCCAAUACACAAAACGUUUUUUGUUGUAGUAGCACCAUGGCCGACGGUAACAACAACAACAACAAUGCCCAGGCGCAACAGCCACUUCCACCCUUGUUACAGAUCCAAGAUAUUGAUGAUUGGCUCCGAUUCAAUGGGCUGCGAGCAGCCGACGAUGUAGGUCCGGCCGAAUGUGGCUCCUUCCUUUCGGAUUUGAAUCGUUCUGAAGCACACGCCAAGCACGAAGCCCAAGACGAGUAUCAGCAACAAGUCCACGCCGAUAUUUUCAAAGAAGCCUUGAAAGCCGAAGAACAGCAACAAUCCAUGAAGCGCAAAUUGUUGGAAGCGUGGAAGGGGGAAAUAUUGGAGAUUGAUGUUGGAGCAACCACCAAACCCUUUCGAGUCUCCUUGGCAGCCCUCGCGCAAGUCUGCGACACGGUCUUUACCAUGGCAUCGUCACGACGGUACAUGGGGAAUGCUAAUAAUGAGGAAAGUCCCGUGUUGCUUUCGCUGACGGAUUAUUCGGCAGACAGCGUGAAACAUUUUUUGGAUUUGGCGUUUGACAAUCUCUCCAUGGAGCAAAUGCAAGACCAGUUUGUGGUGGACUGCUGUCAUAUCGCUCAUUAUUUGCAAUGCCACAAAGUCCUGGAGGCGACCAACGAAGUCCUCCUGCGGCACGUGGAUAGUGACAAUUGCUUGUCGCUGUGCCAAAUGGCUGAUUCGUUGGGAUUGACCGAUCUGUUCGAGAAAUCCCUCUUUCACAUGCUCAAAGCACUCGAUGACUUGGAAUCCCAAGAAGCCUACGGAGAUUUCUCGC
Messenger RNA from Seminavis robusta, 828 nucleotides. Lineage: Eukaryota; Bacillariophyta; Bacillariophyceae; Naviculales; Naviculaceae. The record is from the annotation of a GenBank genome assembly.